UGAUGAGGCGGAUCGAUGGCGUGUGUUGGGACGUCCCAUCGGAGGCUUUAAUGCAGCGGAGCGUCCCGUGUGUGUUCAGUCCCGUCAGACGCACUCGCAGCAUCAUGAAGCAUCACUGCGCCCUCAAACACGGCAUCUUCAAAGAGUUCCUGGCCGAGUUCCUCGGGACGUUUGUGCUGGUGUUGUUCGGCUGCGGGUCGGUGGCUCAGACGGUGUUGAGCAGAAACACUCUCGGUGAACCGCUGACCGUCCACAUCGGCUUCAGCACCGGACUCAUGAUGGGCGUCUAUGUGGCCGGCGGCGUGUCGGGCGGUCACCUGAACCCCGCCGUGUCUCUGGCCAUGGUCAUCCUGGGGAAGCUGAAGAUCUGGAAGUUUCCAAUCUAUGUGGCGGCACAGAUGUUGGGUGCAUUUGUGGGAGCAGCUGCAGUCUUUGGAUUGUAUUAUGAUGCCUUCAUGGAUUUCACCAGCGGGAUCCUGUCGGUCACGGGAAUUAACGCCACAGGACACAUCUUCGCCUCGUACCCGGGCAGACACCUGACGGUCCUGGGUGGUUUCGUGGAUCAGGUGGUGGGGACGGGAAUGCUGGUCCUCUGUAUUCUGGCGGUUGUGGACGGCAGGAACAUCGGUGCUCCUCAUGGUGUGGAACCACUGGCCGUGGGUCUGAUCCUGCUGGGCAUCAGCGUCUCCAUGGGGCUGAACUGCGGUUAUCCUCUAAACCCCGCCAGAGACUUGGGUCCGCGCCUCUUCACUGCCGCCGCCGGAUGGGGCAUGGAGGUGUUCAGCACUGCAGAUUACUGGUGGUGGAUCCCUGUUGCCGGGCCGUUAGUAGGAGGCGUCGCCGGUGCUGUGAUCUACUUCCUGUUGAUUGAGCUUCAUCACUCCAACCACAACGACAAACCUCACGAAGAACCCGAGGAAGAGGAUGAUGAGGAGGAAGACGAGGACAGCAGCCUAAAGGACAAAUACGAGAUGAUCAACAUGAGCUAAAAACCCAAGAUCAGUCGAAUUCCUGUCGCGACCAAGUAAAGCCGGUAAACUCAUCUUCACACACCGUUUACAUGAGUAAACUCAUCAGUGACAUCAGCAGAUCUUCACAACUCAAAUAAUGAACGAGUUUCUACUGAUUGAUUCAUGUAAGUGCUUCAACAAGCUUCACGUCUGUCAACCCGUCUGUCCCAUAAUCCUUCACUCUACGUAACAUCUGAUUGUAUUUUGUUGAUGGGUUAAUAUUAUACUGAACCCAGAACAAACGAUUCAAUGACUGUUUAUACCUUUUAACAUGAUGGAAACGUUUCAGGAGCUUCCUGUCAGGAACUCUGUCCAGAUUAAAGCAAAAAACGCCAAACAAAAGCACACUGACUGACAACAUUGAUCAUGAAACGACCUGACAAACAUGCUUGUCUGAGCACGACCGUCACGCGCGUGAGUGUAAUGGUUCGCGGCAAAGACUAGCGUUUGCCAAAAAGAGCUGUGAAAGAUUUUCCACUAGAGCACCGUUGAGUUUUCAUGUUAAAUGUACGUUUUAUUUCAGCUUGUUGUCGUUCAUAUACUGUCUCUAAUAUUUAUGGUUAUGUUCAUGUGUUUGUAGAUCAGGUUUCUUUUAUUGACUUGUUGUUUUUGAAAGUAAAAAGUAGAUCUUUUGUAAUGAAAUCCUGUGACUUUAACUGUAAAUUUGUGUUUUUGCUGAAAUAAACGGAACUUUUGUUGAAGUUCACAGCAGAUUUUUCUUGCUUACAAACCCGCGUCGGAUGUUCGCAAGCGGAGGUUCUGUUCAUGUCUGGACAAUUCUGCUGCUGUCUACUGAGG
Molecule: messenger RNA, 1808 nt
Organism: Labeo rohita (rohu)
Lineage: Eukaryota; Metazoa; Chordata; Actinopteri; Cypriniformes; Cyprinidae
Gene: aqp9a
Product: aquaporin 9a
Exons: 6
Coding region: 3-989 (328 amino acids)
Biological process (GO): water transport; glycerol transmembrane transport
Cellular component (GO): plasma membrane; basolateral plasma membrane
Molecular function (GO): glycerol channel activity; water channel activity; urea transmembrane transporter activity
Source: RefSeq, a predicted model, not a curated record